AAGCAGAGAAGGGCUAUAGGAAAUAUAGAGUAGAAAUUUAAAUAGAGUGGCCAGGGAAGGGCUCACAAAGAGGUGACAUUUGGAUUAAGUCCUGAAGGAAGGAAGGGAGCUAGUCCAGUGGCUAUCUGGGUAGGAACAUUCUAUGCAGGGAGAAUUGCAAGUUGCAAAGGUCUUGGGGUGAAAUCGUGCCUGGAAUUGAGGAAUAUCAAAGAGGCCAGUGUGUCCAUGGGGGAGGAAGUAGUUGGAGAUGAGAUCAAAGAGGCGACAGGAGGCUAGGUCAUAAAGGACUUCACAGGGAAGGAACCCUGAGGUUUUGAACAGAGUGACAUGAUCUGAUUUUUUCACAGGUUCGCUCUGGUCACUGAGUUUUGAGAACAGUAUGAAAGAGAGUAGGUGGGAAUAGGGAGAUUGUCUAGAAGACUCCACCGUAAUCCAGACAAGUGAUGGUUGUGGCUUGAACCAGAGUGGUAGCUAGUGGCUAGAUUCUGGAUGUAUUUUGAAGACAGUAUUCACAGGGUUUGAGGAAUAUGAAGUGAGGUUAUCCAGUAUUUGUGAUAUAGUUACAGUUCCACUGUUCUCUCCUAAGUGACAAAAAAGACAGUUUCUCACAGGUUGUCUGUCAUUCUCAGAGUUUGACGGUUCUGAUAUUCAACUUUCCUGAGUUUGAAAACACAUCGCAAUUAUUUCCAUGUCCUACCUCAGCCUUGAGAAUGAAGAGAAAGUGAAACUGUUUGAAGACUGAUAGUUGCCAGCACUAUCUCAUGAGCUCCUCCUAGACUAAAAGCUUCACUGGCCUGAGCAAGAACUUGCUAAGAAGUCUAUUCUAAAUGCAGAAGAUUCAUUGAUCAUUGACAGCAAAAGAAGCCUUUCACAUUUAUCCUCGGGAGUGCUAAAAGACAUUUUCACAACUGGAACCAGUAGUUACAAUGUCCUACUACAGAGCAAGGAGGAGAAAAAGCAUCAUUCACAAAACCAGUCUUCCUCCACCUACUCCAAAAGAUGUAGAAAACCCAGCAAGUCCGCUAACACUCGUCGUAGUAAAGACCCUCACAGGACGAAGGCCCUGGUGCCUGCGACGAGCAGUGGCGCUUGGGAACGCCAUAGUACUGCCACCUAAACCCAAAAGCAAGGUCAAGCGGUGCCAUUUCUCCACUCUUCAAAAGCCAAAGUCACAGCCUCAGCUGUCUAGAAGCUUUGAAAAGGGAGAUGACUUUUCUGGGAAGAAAUUUUGUAUAUUGACUGCUAUAAAACCCACCAACUUAGAGAAAGAAAAACUGAGAUUCUUCAAAUCUGACUAUACCUACAAUCCUCAGUUUGAGUAUGCUAAUCCUGCUCUGCCAAGUGUGUUAACUAAGCACAGCCACGCAUCUGACCGAUUUCUGAAGCAGUCUAUCAAUAUUAUGGAACUGACUUUACAGAAAUAUGGAAGUUAUGAAAAGUUUGAACAAGCCACUGGUGGAAGCUUGCUCUCUAAAACUCGCAUCUGGAGUCACGUUAGGAGGUACAUGAUGAAGGAAGGCUGCCUAGGGGAGAUUGUAGUUCAUCUCACUGAGGACCUGCUCUCCCGGGCAUCAAUGACGGUAGUAAACGGAUGUCCGACUCUGACCAUCAAUGUGUCCACUGCACGUGAACACUGGCUGGAGGGAAUGCUGAGGCAUGAGAUAGGCACGCAUUAUUUUCGAGGUAUUAACAACCUCCAGCAGCCAUGGAACAGUUGGACUGGACGUAAAAAACAUGAGCUAAAGCCAAAUAAUCCCACCGAGGAAGGACUAGCAAGCAUUCACAGUGUUCUGUUUAGAAAAGACCCCUUUUUAUGGAGGGCUGCCCUCCUCUACUACACUGUUUAUCAAGCCAGCCAAAUGUCAUUUUGUGAACUCUUCAAAGAUAUUGGCAGAUUUGUCAAGGACCCCAAUACAAGAUGGGAUUAUUGUGUACGGGCCAAGAGGGGAUGGACUGAUACUUCCCAACCAGGGUGUUUUAGUAAAGACCAGGUGUACUUGGAUGGAAUCCUUCAAAUCCUGCGAUACAGAGAGACCAUAGACUUCUAUCUGCUCACUGCCCUCGGGAAGGUUUCUUAUGAAGAUGUGGAUCGCUUAAAAGGAUUGGCAGUUACUGAAAACAUGAGGGUCCCUCACUUCCUCCAGGACCACGGCCGGUACAUGGAGCACCUAGAGAAGAUCAUGGAAGUGAAUGAACUGACCGACAGGGAACUGGAAGACCUCAUAUAGUGAUCAGCAUCCUGGCAGACACAGCUAAGCUGCACCUCCAUGUAUCUUACCAGUUAGGUGCAGUUAGCGCCAGAAGAUGUCUAAAAGAAUGACUGUUGACUUGUGUUUUCUGAAGAAUGGUCUUCAGUAUUCAGCUGAAUUUUUAAGUUAAGUACAAAUCUUAACCUAUUUCCCUCAAAUGUUUCUAUAGGCUGCAGGGGGAAGUUACUCCUAUUUCCUGAAUCUCGACAGAGUCAGAUGGAAAUACUAGUGCGAAGCAUUUUUGCAGACUCUUAGUCAAACUGCGUGAUAAAUUUUUACCUGAGCAGUAAGCACUGGCCUGGUGCGUCUGCUUAAGUGCAGAGGUCAGCUCCAACUGGAGACUGGUUGGAUUCCAUUGCUUUUCAGACUCCAAAAUUAUAUUUUAUUUGAUAAAUAAUGGUAAUUAUUCUCCUUUGAAAAAUUAGUUUUAUAUUGCUCUAAAAAGCUAGCUAUAUCUAAGCUUUCUUAUUUCUUUUAUACGUUAAGGAAUUUUAAAGGGAGAAGAAAAGCAAUUUGAAAAUUUUUCAUUGUUUUAACAUGAUUGUUUCACCUUAUCAGCAUCUAGGAACUAAAUUAGAGAAUCACCUCUUUCUGUCCAGUUAUCUCUUAACUACGUUUUCAUCUGUUGAAACAGAUUGUUUCCUUUUCAGUUUUUUACAGAGUUUUAACAUCUUUUCCACUGCGUCCUUUAUAAAAAUGCUAAGUACGAAUUCCAGAGAGGUUUUCCUACACAAAUCAAAAUAGUUGGGGAAGGGCUACUCACCUCUUUAUUAAACAGAAUGUGUACUAAGCAGAGGACAAAGAGACCUGGUUAAAUGCACGUUCUGGAUGUCGACUGGGUAGCACCUGCAGUAGACUUGACCGUGCUCUGAAAAAUGAAAUUCUGGGUGUUGACGGUUGACAGCGCCAGCUUUGUGCUACUGGGUCAGUAUAGUUAUCAAAAUCUGUGACUUCAUCAUCCCAGUAAUGACACAAUUUGAAUUUAAAAAUGAGGGUUGUUUUGCUGUAUUUCUCCUGCUAGCCUAGCUCUGUAUUUGAUCAGCUUCAGUGUGUAUUUGGAUAUAUGGAUUCAGACGGUUUCUCAUACAACCUAAUGAUCAGAAAGAAUGCCGCUGUGCACACCCCGCUUAAGACUGCUGCUGUAAUUUCUACCCAAAGCUGAGAGUUUACCGUUACCUCAGGCAGGCCAAACUAUGGUGCUAAUACCGGUAGAUACAUACUGUGAAGCUGGUUCACAUUCAUGCUAGGAAAUGAUUUGGGGAAAUCUUUUGUAGGAAGGACUUGCUUCAAAGAAGAACGUUGCAGUGAACAGGAUAUACUCCAACUGGUGCCCGGAGGUUCUUGCAAAACUGCAAAUCUUGCUUUUGGCAGUAGAGGGUCAGACACUUUGGAGCAUCGAAAGGCCUUAGCCCCUGUUCCCCAACUACGUGCCAUGCUAGUGGUGUGUGUCCUGUGCAUCUGUGUGCCAGGCUGGGGCAGACUGUGCCAAUGCUCACCAACACUAGAAUCUGCUCUUAACACCUCUGGCAUGUAUCUUCUUGUAGCAGAGUCAUGCGCUUCGAGCACUGUGUGCUGUUUUCUGACUUCAUCUUAAAACGUAUCAAAGGUGGUUGUGAAAACAGUGUCUCAGAAGCAUAAACAGAAACAGCAAUAUUUAUGUCCUAUGAUUCAAGCCCAAAGGUUAUAAAUUCCGUGUUCACAGGCAGUAGCACUGCUAAUCUUAAAUUUAUGGUUUAAAUAUAAAGGAAAAUCACAGCAGCCUUAACUUCCUAUUGGUAGGAUCAUUUGCAGCAGUUCUCAUUCCUCACCUUUAAAAUGGAUGAAUAUUUUCUCUUGGAUUUGGAAAAGGAACUGCUUUUUUGCCUUACUGCUUUGGUAUAAAGAUGAAAAAUAUGAGCACUCUGCAGACAAAAUGACCUUAAAUCACAUUAAUUAAGAUGUUUUAAAAGCAGUGAACCAAAAGUAGUUUCAGGUUAGCAGAAAUAAAGAACUUUUAAGCUUUAAAAGUUGAGGUUGAAUAUUUAAUGAAAGUUUGUUGUUUCUUUUUCCUAAGAUAGCAGUAAGGUCAGUUUUGUUCCCUAAAAUAAAAAGUUUUAAUAAACAGAAAAUUAUAGCAAGAGUACUUAGGAGAAUAGUUGAAGAUUGCAUUAAUUUAACUAUAAUAGUUAUUCAUCAUAGGCUAUUGAAGAUUAGAAUUUCAUCAGUUUUGUCCACUAUAAUUUUAAAAAUAGUUAUAUCAAAUAUAAAUUCUGAUAAACUGUUAGGUUUUAACACCAGACAGGAUUCAAAGUAAAUUAACAUUUGCAAACAUCAAUCCAUAGUCUUCAUUUCUGUGUAUUUUCACCUUUGUGAGAGUGUUUAAAAUUUGUAUGGUUUGUUUUGUAUAUCUUUGGGCAUUUUGUGUCUAGCUAUAAUAAAAAGAAACAGUGCCAAGGUUCUCA
Messenger RNA from Callithrix jacchus (white-tufted-ear marmoset), 4690 nucleotides. The record is from RefSeq and is a predicted model, not a curated record. Lineage: Eukaryota; Metazoa; Chordata; Mammalia; Primates; Cebidae.